CCUUCCGGGGACUGGGGGUAUCGAUUGACCGCAUCUUUAUUUCUGGAAUGAGAGUUCGCCUAUUGGAUGUCGAAUGUGACGUCAAAUCUGUCUUGUCGGCGUGUACGAAGUGUCAAACACCGUGAUAGAUCGCUUCCAGCGUCAAAUGAUAAUUGAUGUGAAAGAAAUGCACAAGUUAGGUCAUGAUUUGGACGCAGAUUAGGGGCACUCUCGCGUUAUCCGCGUCGAUCUGUACUGCUUUGCAGUUUCUGGCUGGCGUAUUAGUAUGCAGGAAAUAUAUAAAAAAUGGUUCAACCGGAGAUAGUUCAGCCUUGGCUUUCAUAACAUGUUUUAUGUCAUGUAGCUUGUGGAUGAUAUAUGGCUGCUAUAUCAAGGAUAUCUUUGUUAUAUGUGUAAACUUAUUUGGGAUAAUAUUACAAGCAAUCUAUAUUGUUAUCUUUGCUUUAUACUGCCUAAAAAGAUGGACUACUCUCAAACAAGUUACAGCAGCACUUAUUUUCACUACACUUGUAUAUCUUUACGCUAAUUUUAUACAAACGGACAAAGCUUUGGCUACAAAACACAUAGGAUUUCUCAGUUGCAGUCUGACCAUAUUGUUCUUCGCAUCACCCUUAACUUUGCUCGCACACGUAAUAAGAGUAAAGAGUACGGAGAGCUUACCCUUCCCAGUUAUAAUGGCCUCUAUGAUAGUGUCGUGUCAAUGGUUCGCAUAUGGAUGUCUGAUUAAUGAUCAAUUUAUACAAAUACCAAAUUUUAUGGGUUGUGUGUUGUCUGGUUUUCAACUGUCUUUGUUUCUGAUUUACCCAAGCAAACGACCUGAACAAACUUAUUUUAUAUGAAAAUGUGGUAAUAUAAAGUGAGCAGAGAAACUGUCCCUCUAGUUUUAUAAAUAUAAAAGAAGAAUGAGAACUUGGUGUUUUUUAUUAACUUGUAAGUUAAUCAUAUUGAUUAAUGUAAGUGACAUAAGUAAGUAUAAAUGACAUGCUUAGGACAGGUGAUUAAUGUCUAAUAAAAUGAUUCCUUAAUUUUGUGUGGAAAAA
This is a messenger RNA of Odontomachus brunneus, 1040 nucleotides long. It is a transcript of the gene slv, whose product is annotated as sugar transporter SWEET1. NCBI's taxonomy places the organism in Eukaryota, Metazoa, Arthropoda, Insecta, Hymenoptera, Formicidae. The transcript is spliced from 4 exons. The record is from RefSeq and is a predicted model, not a curated record. Gene Ontology annotation, molecular function: sugar transmembrane transporter activity. Gene Ontology annotation, cellular component: membrane. Bases 183 to 839 code for a protein of 218 amino acids. Gene Ontology annotation, biological process: carbohydrate transport.